Molecule: messenger RNA, 631 nt
Organism: Lolium perenne
Lineage: Eukaryota; Viridiplantae; Streptophyta; Magnoliopsida; Poales; Poaceae
Source: RefSeq, a predicted model, not a curated record
GUGCUUCGGCUGGAGAUGGUGGUGCCGCGCGAGGGGAAGGGCGGGAGCUCGGAGGCGGUAGCUACGGUGGGGUCGGAGCCCACCGUCGCUGCUAUAGCUCCAAGCUCGCCCCCCCUAGCCACGACGCCAAGGUCUCCGACGGUGACCACUGGGAGGGUGUCUACUCCGACCUCGCCUUCCCCGGUGGUCACUCCUCUUCGUCAACCGCUACACGCCACGCCGUCUCGCCGCAGCAUGCGGCAAGUGACGGCUACAGAUGGGGCGUUGGCCUCAGACGAGGAUUCGUUGUCCAGGGCAAUGAGGCGCAAGGCGGCCUCUAACUUGGACUCGACAGGUUGUCUACCGGUGCACCAGUUUGCUCCGUUCAUGGUCGUUGCUGCAGCGUAUGGAGGACCGCGACCUCUUUACGGAGGUGUGUACACGGUUGGAGGACACGGCGAAGGAUUUUAUUUCCCUACAUGGGUGGCGGCAUAGUCUCAGGAUUGCUCCACCGAUACCUUAGUAUUCCAGGCUGCGUCCUGCGUUCUUCUUUUCGUUUGGUCAAACAUGGAAUUGUCUGCUGUUUGUGUUGCGGCUGUGUGCAUCUUAGCUAUGCAGAGGCCGGGUGUAAUACUUAAACCUUUUAAGUAAU